AUGGAAACGCCGGCUGCCGAUACAGCGUCGCCCCCUCCUGCACCAGUGCGCUGCAAGCUUAACAUAACGGUUGCAGAGGACGGAGUGGAGGUCAACGAGCUGCCGACAGUCUAUGAUUUAAUGCAGGAAGUAGCGCGGCUGCAACAAGCAGUGCGAGACAUUGGCGACGAUGACCCGAGCAUUUUCGCGGACGACUACGCAGUUUGCGACUCCUACUCGGCUGAGCGCACGCCUCCACGCUACAGACAGAAAAUCCGCACGGCCAGUGGUGGCUCUGACAGCUUGAAGUCCGGCAUUUACUCUGGCCGGAAGAUCGCUACCAACGUGGGCAACAUGUCGCCUUACAAAAAUGUCGGCGCCAUGGCGCGUGGUGAAUUCGACAGCUCUGUACUGAAGACGCCGCCACCGAAGCGUCGUGAAGGCUUGACGCCUGCUGCUUCUCGCACAGUGCCACGCCCCACUCGUGUGGCAGCUCUGACACGAGAGAACAUCUCGCUGUUGCCGAAGCCCAGGGCGCAGAACUUUACUGGUUCCGUGUGCGGCUCGCAGAAGUCGCGCACAAGCAUUCGCACAGACGGCGGCGCUGUGUUCUCACGAUUAUAUCAGCCAGAUUUCUACAAGAACCGCGACGAAAAGUUCAAGAGCAUACGCGAUCGACGCGAGAGUCUCGAUUGCUCAUUCACGCCACGAAUCAACCGACGUGACUCGAUCUCGUCGCGAGACUCGAUCGGCUCGGGCUCGCAGGCGUCGAUGACAUCUGCCAAGACGGACGUCGUGAACGUAUCCAGUCGCCUAUACGACCCGGACUACGUGCGCAAGCGCAACGCACGACUGCAGCGCAUGAGGCAAGAGCGUGAGAUGCGUGAAUGCACGUUCACGCCCGCCAUUAACGCCAACGCGAGCGCUACACCCCGCAAGAAACUGUAG
Phytophthora nicotianae INRA-310 is the source of this 927-nucleotide messenger RNA. RefSeq lists its product as hypothetical. The record is from RefSeq and is a predicted model, not a curated record. NCBI's taxonomy places the organism in Eukaryota, Oomycota, Peronosporomycetes, Peronosporales, Peronosporaceae. The transcript has a single exon. Bases 1 to 927 code for a protein of 308 amino acids.